Molecule: messenger RNA, 806 nt
Organism: Sinocyclocheilus grahami
Lineage: Eukaryota; Metazoa; Chordata; Actinopteri; Cypriniformes; Cyprinidae
Product: poly(rC)-binding protein 3-like
Exons: 4
Molecular function (GO): RNA binding
Source: RefSeq, a predicted model, not a curated record
CACUGAAUCCAAUUCUCCACUCCUCUUUUUGCUACAGAAAGGGGAAACUGUGAAGAAGAUGCGUGAAGAGAGCGGCGCUCGGAUCAACAUCUCAGAAGGAAACUGUCCUGAGAGGAUCGUCACCAUCACUGGACCCACAGAUGCCAUUUUUAAGGCCUUCGCUAUGAUCGCGUACAAGUUUGAAGAGGAUAUAAUCAACUCCAUGAGCAACAGCCCAGCCACCAGUAAGCCCCCUGUCACUUUGCGUCUCGUGGUGCCCGCCAGUCAGUGCGGCUCCCUCAUCGGCAAAGGAGGCUCAAAAAUCAAAGAGAUGAGAGAGUCCACAGGAGCUCAGGUGCAGGUAGCAGGGGACAUGCUGCCUAACUCCACAGAGCGCGCAGUGACAAUCUCCGGCACCCCGGAAGCCAUCAUCCAGUGUGUCAAACAGAUAUGUGUGGUCAUGCUGGAGGUACAGUAUUGUACAGUGUUGUUUAAAGGAUAAGAAUGAAAAAUAUUUCAUUGUUUACACCUCGUCAUGUUGUUUUAAACCCAUAUGACUUUCAUUACUCUGUUGAACACAAGAAGUUAAAAAAGGAAAAAAAGCACCAUCAAGGUUCAACUUCUGAAGCUGUAUGAUCAUUUAAAGUUGCCUUAAAUUUAAGAUUUGAAUUGCAUAUAAAAUUGCUAUUUAUUUGGAUUACACAGUUUUAACAUAAGUAAACUAUUAAUCUUGUGAUACAUAUUCGUCAGUCAUGUAUAUAUAAAACAUGUAAGAGAAUGAUUGCACUCAAAAUAAAUCAUGGCAUGGUUAAGUUAUUAACUAUGUA